This is a messenger RNA of Momordica charantia (bitter melon), 1801 nucleotides long. RefSeq names its product cytochrome P450 CYP73A100. Gene Ontology annotation, molecular function: iron ion binding; monooxygenase activity; heme binding. NCBI's taxonomy places the organism in Eukaryota, Viridiplantae, Streptophyta, Magnoliopsida, Cucurbitales, Cucurbitaceae. The record is from RefSeq and is a predicted model, not a curated record.
UUCACCAAAUCCCCUCCGCCUCCUACCCCCUUCACCAUAUCUAUAUAAACCCAUUUCUCUCCUUCCAUAUCUCUCAAGCCUCUCUCUCAUUCUCAUUUACAAGCAUGGGGAAAUCUGCAGCAAAGUUUGGGUUCAUUUGUUCACUCUCUGCAAUGGCUUUGGGGUUACUAACCAAGUUUCUUUUCCCUAGUUUGUUCUUCUCCAUCUCCCCAACCAUCCUUCCCAUCACUCUCUCCAUUGCACUUGUUGUUUCCUUCAUCUUCUUUGCCUUGUCCAGUUCCUCCAGAGGUCCUCCGGGUCCUGUCCCUGUCCCGAUCUUUGGCAACUGGCUCCAAGUCGGGAACGACCUUAACCAUCGCCUUCUUGCUUCUUUGUCGCAAAAGUAUGGCUCUGUCUUCCGCCUUAAACUUGGUUACAAGAAUCUGGUUGUGGUGUCUGAUGCCGAGCUUGCCAACCAAGUCCUCCAUGCUCAAGGUGUGGAAUUUGGCUCUCGCCCACGGAAUAUCGUUUUCGACAUUUUCACUGGUAAUGGACAAGAUAUGGUGUUUACCAUUUAUGGGGACCACUGGCGUAAGAUGCGUAGAAUCAUGACACUACCGUUCUUUACGAACAAAGUUGUGCAUAACUACAGUGGCAUGUGGGAGGAAGAAAUGGAUUUGGUUGUUCGUGACCUCAUGAAGAACCCGAAGGUGAAAUCUGAAGGGUUAGUCGUAAGAAAGCGCUUGCAACUUAUGUUGUACAAUAUCAUGUACCGAAUGAUGUUUGAUGCAAAGUUUGAGUCCCAAGAUGAUCCUUUGUUCAUUGAAGCAACUCGAUUCAACUCUGAAAGAAGUCGAUUGGCACAAAGUUUUGAGUACAAUUACGGAGAUUUCAUUCCUUUUCUUAGACCCUUUUUGAGGGGUUACAUGAACAAGUGCAAGGAUUUGCAGAGCAGGAGGCUAGCAUUUUUCAACGACAACUACGUUGUGAAAAGAAGAGAAAUAAUGGCUGCCAAUGGAGACAAGCACAAGAUCAUCUGUGCCAUGGAUCACAUUAUAGAUGCUCAGCUAAAAGGAGAAAUUAGUGAAGAGAAUGUGAUAUACAUUGUGGAGAACAUUAACGUUGCAGCAAUAGAGACGACACUUUGGUCGAUGGAGUGGGCAAUAGCUGAGUUGGUAAACCAUCCAACCGUCCAACAAAAAAUCCGAGAGGAAAUCUCAACCGUCCUAAAAGGAAAGGAAGUCACCGAAUCUAACUUGAAUGAGCUGCCAUAUCUGCAAGCCACAGUGAAAGAGACGUUGAGACUACACACACCAAUACCAUUACUAGUACCACACAUGAACUUGGAAGAAGCCAAGCUCGGAGGCUACACAAUUCCAAAAGAGUCCAAGGUUGUGGUGAAUGCAUGGUGGCUGGCCAACAACCCAGCAUGGUGGAAAAAUCCAGAGGAAUUUAGGCCAGAGAGGUUCUUCCAAGAAGAAAGUGGCAUAGAAGCUGUAGCAGGAGGUAAAGUCGAUUUCCGAUUCUUGCCAUUCGGUGUUGGAAGGAGAAGUUGCCCUGGGAUUGUUUUGGCAAUGCCAAUUUUGGGACUGAUCAUAGCUAAGUUGGUGACUAGUUUUGAAAUGAAGCCUCCAGUUGGAAUGGAGAAGAUUGAUGUGAGUGAAAAAGGAGGUCAAUUCAGUUUGCAUAUUGCCAACCACUCAACUGUGGCUUUCAGCCCUAUAACUGCUUAGCUUGGUCAAAGUGUUCACACUAUACAACAAUGUCCUAUCCUACAAGGUUCUGUUCCGUUCAGCUCAGUUCGGUAUAAAUUUUUUUUCUU